Molecule: messenger RNA, 1385 nt
Organism: Arabidopsis arenosa
Lineage: Eukaryota; Viridiplantae; Streptophyta; Magnoliopsida; Brassicales; Brassicaceae
Source: the annotation of a GenBank genome assembly
ACACCACUCUUUCUCUGUCAAGAAAACAGAGUCUCUGCCUCAAUGCCUCCAUCUGAGUCAGAAACUCUCUUCAAGAUCAUGGAGUCAAUGUCUUCUGAUCAACAAUGGCGUCAAUCCCACCCAAACCCUUGUGCACCUGGCUCAUCUUGGCCAGGCAUUGAGUGCAAAACCGGUCCAGACCACUUAUCUCACGUCUCUCGGCUCGAUUUUGGCUCUGCUCCAAACCCUUCUUGUAAAUCCUCUGCUUCUUUCCCUUCUUCAAUCUUCUCUCUGCCUUUUCUCCAAUCAGUCUUCUUCUUCAACUGCUUCACUCACUUCCCAACCACAAUCAUCUUCCCCAUUAAGCUCCUCCCAAACUCUUCUCUUCAACAACUUAGCCUCAGAUCAAACCCUUCUCUCUCAGGUCAAAUCCCUCGUCUCAUUUCUUCUCUCAAAUCUUUACAAAUCCUCACUCUCUCACAAAACCGGUUAACCGGAGAUAUCCCUCCGGCGAUUUUCUCACUGAAAAGCCUCGUACACCUCGAUCUCAGCUACAACAAGCUCACAGGUAAAAUCCCUCUGCAACUGGGGAAUCUCAAUAACCUCGUUGGCUUAGAUUUAAGCUACAAUUCUUUAACCGGUACAAUCCCUCCAACGAUCUCGCAACUGGGUAUGCUUCAGAAACUCGACCUGAGCUCGAAUUCUCUGAUCGGAAGAAUCCCAGAAGGUGUUGAAAAGCUUCGUUCUUUAUCAUUCAUGGCGUUAAGCAACAACAAACUAAAAGGAGCUUUUCCAAAAGGAAUCUCGAAACUUCAGAGUUUGCAGUACUUCAUAAUGGAUAAUAACCCAAUGUUCGUUGCUCUCCCUGUUGAAUUAGGGUUUCUACCUAAACUUCAAGAGCUUCAGCUCGAGAAUUCAGGAUAUUCCGGCGUAAUCCCGGAGAGUUACACCAAACUGAUGAACCUUAGCUCGUUGUCUCUGGCUAACAACAGAUUAACCGGCGAAAUCCCAUCUGGGUUUGAGUCACUGCCUCACGUUUUCCAUCUGAAUCUCAGCAGGAACUUACUGAUCGGCGUUGUACCGUUCGAUUCAAGUUUCUUAAGACGGUUGGGUAAAAACUUGGAUUUAAGCGGGAACAGAGGAUUGUGUUUGAAUCCGGAGGAUGAGUUCAGUGUCGUUAAGACCGGAGUUGAUGUCUGCGGGAAGAAUGUUACUGGUGGUGGAGUUUUACCGGUGCAUUCACCGAAGAAGAAAUCUCAAGCUGCUCCUUCUCGGUAUUACAGAUCUUGCUUCUUCUCCAAUGCUCUGUUUCAGUUUGCUCUGUUUCUUAGUUUACAUCAACGAUUGGUUCUCUAAGAGGGAGGAUAAAGACAAAAAAAACAGACAAUUAAAUAUUUGAUUAAAUC